AUCUAACAGAAAAUCUUGAGAGAGACCUCUUGGGCGUUCCUGGCCAAGUUUGUCUCGUGCUUACGCCCCUCUAACUGACCUAUAGAAGCAUGCGCCACAGAAACUACAUUUCCCACAAUUCCGCUGUGCUCGCCCUUGUCAGAUCGGUCGAGCUAACUGGCGAGCGGUCACCGGAGUGCAGCGUUAUAUAUUUACAGCAGCAUGGACGGUGGCAGUCACUCUGAGUCACUGUCGGGUCAGUGAAUAUGACAAAUAUUUCCAAAACAGUGCCUUCAGCACCAGAAAUAAUUUUUAAUCAGACUCAAUUUUACUUUUAAUAUUUUCGGAGUCGCAGCGCUGUCAACUAGACUAACAUAUCUAGGUACUAGCUAACUAAUGUACUAGCUGGCUAACGUUAGCUAACCUACUACUUACCGUGUCCAACUCAAGUGAGCAGACUCGGCUUGGAGCAUUGCUAGCGACUGUAAAUAAACACCCGGAGAGGGGGACUGACCCAGGCACAACAGAAGGACUCUACGUGGUGGCGGGGGAAAUUUAUAAGCUCACAGCACCCAGUGGUAUCGCCCCCCGGUGGCCGGAGUACAUGAGCACGGUUGGUGGCAGCUGUGUUUAGUCCUUGGGGAUGGGGAGUGGAGUCCAGGAGCAACAGGCAGCACUCAGACAGGGAGAAGUGCUGCCGCUGGCCUCCUCCAAUCAAGCAGAAGGCCUGAAGCAAACUCGGUCUGUUCUGAACUCACUGCUGUCAGGGGCUUUAGCAGGAGCUGUGGCCAAGACAGCUGUAGCCCCGCUGGACAGAACUAAAAUCAUCUUCCAAGUGUCCUCAGCAAGAUUCUCUGCCAAGGAGGCCUACAAAUUGAUCUACCGCACCUAUCUGAAAGAUGGCUUCUUCAGCUUGUGGAGGGGCAACUCUGCCACCAUGGUGCGAGUCAUCCCAUAUGCUGCCAUCCAGUUCUGUGCCCAUGAGCAAUACAAGAGGCUGCUCGGAGGCUAUUAUGGCUUCCAGGGGAAAGCCCUGCCUCCAAUUCCACGGUUACUGGCUGGCUCUAUGGCUGGUACCACGGCAGCCAUGCUGACCUAUCCUCUGGACAUGGUACGAGCCAGGAUGGCAGUCACACCAAAGGAGAUGUACAGCAACAUCCUGCAUGUGUUUGUGCGGAUCUCUCGAGAAGAGGGCAUUAAGACGCUCUAUCGAGGUUUCACACCCACCAUCCUGGGUGUUGUGCCCUAUGCUGGUCUCAGCUUUUUUACCUACGAAACGCUGAAAAAGUUGCAUGCAGAGCAUAGUGGGCGCCCGCAGCCCUACUCAUAUGAGCGCCUGGCCUUUGGAGCUUGUGCUGGCUUCAUCAGCCAAACGGCGUCUUACCCUCUGGAUGUGGUUCGGCGGCGCAUGCAGACUGCAGGAGUCACAGGUCACACAUACGGCACCAUCCUCGGCACCAUGCGUGAGAUUGUGGCUGAAGAAGGGGUGAUUCGCGGACUUUACAAAGGUCUCAGCAUGAACUGGGUCAAGGGGCCGAUUGCAGUGGGGAUCAGCUUCACCACCUUUGACCUGACUCAGAUCCUGCUGAGGAAGCUGCACCAGAUGGGCUACAUCGCUCGAUAGUGGAGGGAGAGAAGGAUGACAAGGCUCUCGGAUGCACUCUGAGGAGGGAAGGAGAGAAAGUUUGGGGCCUGCAGGAGUGUGUAUCACUGGACGCAAACAUACGCACACCGGCUCAGAAUGUGUGGGCAGCAUUAAAAUAUUGUCCAGCUUUAUGUGUGAGCAUGGGGAGGAUCAGUUCCAGUGAGUGUGAGGUAUUUCGGAUGGUACUGUGUACCCACUACACAAUGUUGUGAUGUUGAUCUAAGUGCAAUAUGCUCAGUGAUUUCAUGUAUGUACACAUAGGUGAUAAUAAUCCUGCCCUUGUGGACUCCCAGGCCUCCAUGUGUGUUUAUCGGUCUGAGUUUGGAGGUCCACACACCCCAAGGCCUCCCCAUUGCCUUGUGUGUUUUCCUAAAACUGACACCUUCCAGUAGAGAUUACCACUCUCCUUUCCAUUUGAGUUCUAAGGUAUGUUUAAUUUGAUCCUUCAGACUGAAAUAUGGGAGGAAUUAUAAUGGAAUUAUACCAAAGGAUAUAUAUAGGGAUGUUUAAUUGUAAAGAUGAAUUCAGAAUAGCUGAUGUUACUGACAUUAGUACUGUGUUCUUUUUUUAUUUUGUUAGAGCAGAUGUUCUCAGAGUAACAGCAUCAAUGCAAAAAUCCACCCCAACACAGAAUUCACCUUACUUCUUCUAUCUUAGAGAGCCAGGGCAAUUUGUGUAUCAGUUUGAGAUACUGAAAUCAGUAUGUGAAACUCUUCCAAAGUUUGAAAUUAAAUGAUCAAGGUUAUUAUUGGUAGUAUGAUCAAGGGACAAAGUCCAUAGUUGUUCCAGUGACAGGGAGUUGGAUUCUAUUUGUAGACACAUAAAAUAUUUGUUUGCUACAUUUCAUGCCAGUGCCAACAGCUAUGAAAUAUAAAAUGUGCUCAUAUACCAGUAAGUUAACCUUUGUCACCAGUAUUGUGUCUCAUAGUCCUCCAUUUGCUGCCAGUGCAGCAGCUCCGGUACCUGUCUUUCAUGCCUGGUUUGCAAGAGAUUUUUUUUUUUUUUGGCUGGUUCAAGGUGAUAAAAAUAACAAUUUUGAAGUCUGGUUAGGGUGGAUUUACUCUUAAAAUACUCAUGUUUAAGAGAUGUAGUAGUCACAAGGGUAUUGCUAAUGGACUAACCUGACUGGAAAUAUGCACUCAUCUAGUGUAGCCACCAUGUGAGUACACAGUCAUGCUGUUAUAGGCAUAAUUUAACACAUUUAAGUGUAAUUUGUCAGUAUUGCACAUUACCUCUGCACGCAAUCAAGCUCUCAUGACAUGAGUGUGCGCCAUGGAACUGUGUCAAAACCUGGUGACAGUAUCCUCGCCUUUGGCUGUAUGUCAGACAGUGUAACGUGUCCUCACUGUUGAUGCAGGCUGGAGCCCAUUGAAGAGCGUCCAUGGUUUUCUAUAUUUAGAUCAUACACGCACAAGCGGGACGGUGGCUGCCUGCUCAUUGGUGCUCACUCCACAGGCUGAGUUUAGCGGACAGCUGGGGUGUAGAGCCAAGUGGGGCAGGGGGCAGGAAAGGGGUUAGUACUGUCAUUUUUAACAAGGCUACGCUGUUCAUUCAAACUGAGAUGUGAAGAUUUGACAAAUAGCCCAGCAGUUGAGUGCUAGGGCUGGGCGAUAGAUUGAUAUUAUAUUGAUGAUGUGACAUAACAGUAGAUAUCGUUAAGAUUGUGGAUACUGUGGUAUUGUACAAGUUGUUUUAAUUGUUUCAAAAGCUGCAUUAUUAUGGGAAAGAAAUGCAAUUUUUUGACCUUAUUAGAUUGUUCUUUCUUUUCUUUGAUUUUCCUACUGCCUACUUGGUCAUAUUCACAUGACUAAUGAUUGUUCAUCAAACACUCUUAUUUAAAUAUCUCAUGAAAGCACGAAUAGUCAUUUCUACAAUUUUGAUAUGGAGGUAUUCAGUCAAAGAUAUCAUGACAUUUGAUUUUGUCCAUAUCGCCCAGCCCUAGCCAAAAGCAAAGCACACCAUGUAAUAUUUUGGCUUUUUUUGAAACACAAACUAUCCAUUCAUUAAGCUAAUAACUGUCCCCUCUAACCUGCCUCUGAAAGAGCACCAUGCUCUCAUCCACCCCUCAUCUUUUUUAUUCUCAGAUGUUGUGAUUGUAUUACUCCAUUCGGCCAGUGAAUCAGGACUUGCAAGCACACCUGAAUUACAUUCAGUUUGUAUUCAUGUCAGCACAAGGUGGAAAACUGUGGUGCACUUGUCUCUACAGCACCCAGGGGAGGGCUGGCAUACAGAGCACCCCUCCUUAGCCAGGAUUGGGACAGCCUAGUGACACAGCACGGGUCGUACCAUUGCCAGUCUCAUGGGGAGAGCCAUCUGCCUCCCCCUGUUGUUUUGCACAGUGUUUUGUCUUGUGAUGCUCCCCUGCUUCCAGCUCUAGCAUCUCCUUCGUAUGCAUGGCCCUGUCCUCUUUCAGUAGCUGCAGGUUUCCUGUUCUGGGAGGAAAUGUUUAAAUAACUGAGAGUGGAGCAGUGACAGCUGAGUCCUAAACCUUCAUAGUCUCUGUGCUGAAGGGUUUCAGAGUGCUGCUUGGUGUUAAAUGUGACUGGAACCUGAUUGCAGGUCUUGCUACUGACUCUUUAAGUGCCUAGUAAGGAAUAGUAAUGCUUUUACUAUGACUAAAAUACUUUGACUAACCUUUUUGAAGGUUGCUUCCAUUUUCUAGCCUUGCUUCUGUCUUUUGACAUCUCAAAUAUUCAAGGACAAGAAAAGGGUAGCUUGAAGUUCAAGAAUGGUUGGACUUCUGUGUUUAAAUGUAUUACAUAAGGUCCUGUUUUUGUAAAUGAAUUUUGUAACCUUUCCUUAUAAAACUGCCUUGCAGGUUAUUGCUGUCUCGGGUGUGAUUACAUGAGUCAUGGUUCCUAUAGCCGACUCAACCACUCCAUUCCAACCCCUCUACUGCGAGGAAGGUAGGAAGGAUGCACAUUUGUAGGCAUUUUCAAAUGUGUAAAGACAUGGACCCUGAAGUCAGUAGGAAGAAUGUCAAGAACAUUGCCAGUUCAAAACAAUCUUUUAAAAAAAACUUUAUUUUCAUGUUGACUUCCCCUACUCAUACAUAAGAAAUGGAUAGGAAUAUAGCAAGCUCUAAUAUAUCUAACAUAUAUCUAACAGAAUAGUUGAGAAGGUCUAUUAUUGCUUAUAUUAGGGGUAGUGCAUUGAUAUUGAACUAAGCACAUUUAUGUUGCUUUUCAGGAGCAGCAUAAGUUCACUCUAAUACAACUGUUUGGAACAAAUACUCUAAUAAGCAGAAAACCCCCCAGACAAUCAUAAAAUGCCAAAGCGCUACUUUUUAUUUCAAUUUAUUUUCUUUUUCCUGAGGAAGGUACAGUUUUAUUUUCUAGAACCUGAAAGUGGCUUAAUUAAGAGCGAGUACUAUACUCUGAGGUAUGAUUUGAUUUGUCCACAUAGGCUCAUAUAUGUAUGUAGCCAGAGCAAACUACGCUAAUUUCAUCGUUUUAACCCUCUCUCUGGGUAAUCACAUAGACGUGCAGACUCACAGUGUUAAUGAAUUUGCAUGUCACAACAGAAUAACUCAUAUUUUGCUGUCGUUUUGGUGCAUCGAUGAUAACAAAGGCUGUUUUGUAGUGAUUUGUGCCAACCAAAUGUAAACAUACUAAUACUAUGUUUUGUGUACAGUCCUUAGUGACAAUUGUGUAUCUUUAGAAAAAUUUUGAAAUUUUAAACUCUCAAAUAAAGUUGUAUGUUGAAAUGA
Molecule: messenger RNA, 5333 nt
Organism: Myripristis murdjan (pinecone soldierfish)
Lineage: Eukaryota; Metazoa; Chordata; Actinopteri; Holocentriformes; Holocentridae
Gene: slc25a42
Product: solute carrier family 25 member 42
Exons: 8
Coding region: 623-1603 (326 amino acids)
Biological process (GO): transmembrane transport
Cellular component (GO): mitochondrial inner membrane
Source: RefSeq, a predicted model, not a curated record